Messenger RNA from Triticum turgidum subsp. durum (durum wheat), 1524 nucleotides. NCBI's taxonomy places the organism in Eukaryota, Viridiplantae, Streptophyta, Magnoliopsida, Poales, Poaceae. The record is from the annotation of a GenBank genome assembly.
AUGGAGCAAUGGGCGUACUACCUCUGCCUCUUCUUGGCUCUCCUCCUCCCUCUCCUGCUCCUCAACCUCAGGCUCAACACCAAGCGUCCCGGCGUGCGUCUGCCACCAGGCCCAUGGCGGCUGCCGGUCAUCGGCAGCCUGCACCACCUCGCCGGUAACCCGCUCGUGCACCGUGUCAUGGCCGACCUCGCGGGCCGGCUGGACGCGCCGCUCAUGUACCUCAAGCUCGGGGAGGUGCCGGUCGUGGUGGCCACGUCCCCGGAGGCCGCCCGCGAGAUCAUGCGGACGCACGACGUCGUCUUUGCGACACGGCCUUGGAGCCCCACCAUGAAGAUCAUGAACUCCGAAGGGGAAGGGCUGGUAUUCGCACGCUACGGCACCCCGUGGCGGCAGCUCCGCAAGAUCUGCAUCCUGGAGCUUCUCAGCGCGCGCCGCGUGCAGUCGUUCCGCCACAUCAGGGAGGACGAGGUCGGCCGCCUCGUGGCCGCCGUCGCGGGGGUGCCGCCUGGGGAGCCAGUGAACUUGAGCGAGCGGAUCGCCGUGCUCAUCACCGACUCGGCGGUGCGCGCCAUGAUCGGGGACAGGUUCAAGAGGCGGGAGGAGUUCUUGCAGACGCUCGAGGAAGGGGUCAAGCUCGCCACCGGGUUCAACCUUGGCGACUUCUUCCCAUCGUCGUGGCUCGCCAACUUCAUCAGCGGCACGGCACGGCUGGCGGAGGAGAACCACCGCAAGAGCUACGAGCUCAUGGAGUACGCGAUCAAGCAACACGAGGAGCAGAGGGCCGCCGCCUCGGCGAACGGCGACGUGGAGGAAGGAGAGGACCUAGUGGGCGCGCUCUUGAGGAUCCGCAAGGAAGGUGGCCUCGACGUGCCUCUUACCAUGGGAAUGGUCAAAGGAGUCAUACUUGAUUUAUUUGGCGCUGGGAGCGAGACAUCAGCUACCACGCUUCAAUGGGCCAUGUCAGAGCUCAUGAGGAACCCAAAUGUAAUGCGGAAAGUACAAGCUAAAGUACGCGGAAACCUCCAAGAAAAGCAUAAAGUGACCGAGGAUGACUUGACCGAUCUCAAGUACCUCAAACUCGUCAUCAAGGAGACAAUGAGGUUGCAUCCAGCCGCACCAUUGCUUCUCCCUAGGGAGGCCAGUGAGCCUUGCAAAAUCCUCGGGUACGAUGUACCCAAAGGUACCACGGUGUUGGUGAAUGCGUGGGCGAUUGGCAGAGACCCAAGGCACUGGGAAGACUCCGAGGAGUUCAAACCAGAAAGGUUCGAUUCUGGCACGAUUGACUUCAAAGGCACAGACUUUGAAUACAUACCGUUUGGGGCGGACCGGAGGAUGUGCCCUGGAAUGACGUUUGCUCAAGCCAACAUGGAGAUCGUGCUCGCCGCACUGGUCUACCACUUCGAUUGGGAGCUCCCGAAUGGGGCGAAGCCUGAUGGGUUGGACAUGACAGAGAAGAUGGGAGUAACUGUUCGGCGGAAGAACGAUCUGCAUCUAUACCCUGUGGUCCGCGUGCCUCCGAUUUGA